This is a messenger RNA of Anopheles funestus (African malaria mosquito), 14794 nucleotides long. Its product is annotated as mucin-4-like. The transcript has 3 exons. The record is from RefSeq and is a predicted model, not a curated record. The coding region runs from base 2039 to 12847 and encodes 3602 amino acids. Lineage: Eukaryota; Metazoa; Arthropoda; Insecta; Diptera; Culicidae.
GGAAGACAUUAUCCUUAAAAUUGGGUUCACCAUUUCUAGUGGGAUACCGCACACCAUUAGGCGGCGAAGGUCAGACCCGCGCACGAGCCAAACAGGGGACCCGAUCGUUGAUACAUCAAUCGUGGGUGCUAAUGUGACCCCGGGAUCGAUCAAAACCGUGAUUGUCUUUGCGUUUGCGCCGUCAUGUGUUCGUCUAUUGAUGCUCGAAGUUGUUUCCGUGCGAUCGUUUAGCUGAAAAGUGGCGACAUUCAAUUUUAACGACCGUGUCCCGUGCCAUCGAUUGCACACGCACACCAGGUACGGCACCGGGUUUGGAUAUGGAGCAGAUUUAUGCUUUUCACCUAUUGUCUUUCGCCAUUAUAUUGUGCGUGCCGAUGACCGGUAUUGUUGUGGGUGAGCAUCGACAAUGCCCGCUGCAUCCUGAAGGGCGAGCCGUGCAUAUUAAAUUGCCGUGCAGAUGUUGUUUCUCUCAUUCAAUAAAUAAACACGCUUGACCCUUGUCCGAAACGACAAUACCGAAGGGUGAUGGCAAAUAGGAAAAUGUUUCACCGGGGGUGUAUGCCUCACAGCGGCGUACUUUUUUUUUGCUCGCUGCUUUGCUUUCGUUAUGUGCCUUGGACAAUCGGAUCACACUUGAACCACCCUCGCAUACCCUACCGAAUCCGCAAUCACUGAGCAGCGCUCUGUUCGAUCCACGGCCACUGCAAUGGCACCUACAGAUGAUAGGAGAAGGAGUCACAGGCGUCUUUUUGUGUGUGUUUGUAUGUUAGGUUUAGUUGGUAUGUACUCCCUCGCCAAUGCACCUUUGCCCUUAUCCUUUUGCUGAUGAACCUCGUACGCUUCGGAACGCACCGGAGGGGUUUCGCACAGAUGUCCCGACAGCGUCAAUUUACCGUUCUUCUGAUUCUACACACUGUAGAAGAUAGAGCGCAAGGAUCGUGCGGCCUGGGAUGGGUCGCAUAUCGAAUGUACAGACAAGCGAUCCCAUUCUCGUUUAAUGAGACGAACCAAGUUCUCGAACCAACCGUACACUGCAGAUGAUCCUGCUUUCCGCCCAUACACGGACACUAGGUGAUAAUAUUCAUGGUCCUCCCGUUAAAAUAUUGCUCUAUUAUGCUCAUCUUCCUUUCGUUGUUCCACAGGCACAUAUUUCAAUUUUCCCUUCGUCACAGUGCCACACCGUUGCUGCCUCGUAUCUAAUGCAGCUCUUUGAUUAUAGCUCUUCAUAAUACCACAUCACCCGGUGGAGUUUCUAGAGGAAAAAUCGAUACAAUUUAUUAUGUUUGAGGAACGUGCUCAGCGUCAAAGCAAAGGACCUUCUGCGUGACAAGAGGAAGGAACAAAAUGGGUUCCUUUACGUCCAUCGUCAAUUAAGAAAUAUAUCAUCCACUUAGAGAUCAUGAGUUGAAUGAAAGAAGUGGUUUAUAAUAUGCGUUUUGGGAUUAAAUAUAUUCUUCUUUUCUGGGAUUAAAUAUGUUUUUUCUUCUAACUUUAGAUUACUACUUCUAUUCUUCAUAAUAUAAUUUUGGAUUAGAUACACAGCCCUCUUGUAAUGAAAAAAUCUUCUUAACUAUUGUGUUAUUCAUCUGUACCAACUACUGAUAUGGGCAAGUCACUAUCAGACUGCAAAAACACGGAACUUGAAACAGUGUUGACUGAUUUCCUGUGUUAAUAUUGGUUUCACAAAGCGGCAGACGUUACAGUCGCUAAGAACAUAACGCACUUACUUUGUGAAACAGCGAAUCAGUUAUUUCACACGCUUUAACGGAGAUUUAACAGACAUGGCACGUUACUGAGUGCAUGAUGCAAAUUGUAUUUACGUUAAACAAGGUGUGCAAACGACUAGCUCUUAACCUGAGUCGACAGAAUCAACAACAGGCGACUAAAGAUCAACAGUCACAGUGACACGUUACAGCGACCCAAUUGUGUCAACUGUAGAAGCUUUGCAUAAUUAUGGUAUAAAAGGGAGUGCUCGUAAUACGGAGUUGCAAAACGUGCUGCAGAGUAAGUUGAACUACACGGCAAGUGAAUUACAAAGAUGGAAAAGUUUAAAGGUGGUGUUUUGUGCAAAGUGGUAAUAUCAUUGAUGGUGUUGUCCAGUGUUAAUGCAAGUAUAAAAGAUGAAAUGCGCAAUGGUGUAUCGUUCAAGCUGACGGAGCUCAUUAGAAAAUUAUUCCCAGUGGAUGAAAAAGUGAUGGAAAAUGUUUCAAACAAUUUGAUACCUAAUAUAAUUAAAAAGGUAAAAGAUUAUAUCUACCCAUCAACAACCACGACUUCAACCACUGAAACAACUGAAUCAAUAGAAACCCAACAAACAACCACUCCAGCUAGUGUCGAUCAAACAAACACAACCGAUGAUGUACACGAGCAACCAACAGCAGAAGAUGAGCAAACAGAGAGUAGUGAUGACACUGUGUUGUCAACAAGCAAUGAUGAAACGGUAACAACUAUAACAGCCGCUGAAGAAGAAACGGAAAGCACGGUGGCUGAAGAGGAAACCGAGACUACAGCAGCCGCUGAAGAAGAAACGGAAAGCACAGUGGCUGAAGAGGAAACCGAGACUACAGCAGCCGCUGAAGAAGAAACGGAAAGCACAGUGGCUGAAGAGGAAACCGAGACUACAGCAGCUGCUGAAGAAGAAACGGAAAGCACGGUGGCUGAAGAGGAAACCAAGACUACAGCAGCCGCUGAAGACGAAACGGAAAGCACGGCGGCUGAAGAGGAAACCGAGACUAAAGCAGCCGCUGAAGACGAAACGGAAAGCACGGCGGCUGAAGAGGAAACCGAGACUACAGCAGCCGCUGAAGAAGAAACGGAAAGCACGGCGGCUGAAGAGGAAACCGAGACUACAGCAGCCGCUGAAGAAGAAACGGAAAGCACAGUGGCUGAAGAGGAAACCGAGACUACAGCAGCCGCUGAAGAAGAAACGGAAAGCACAGUGGCUGAAGAGGAAACCGAGACUACAGCAGCCGCUGAAGAAGAAACGGAAAGCACAGUGGCUGAAGAGGAAACCGAGACUACAGCAGCCGCUGAAGAAGAAACGGAAAGCACAGUGGCUGAAGAAGAAACGGAAAGCACAGCGGCUGAAGAGGAAACCGAGACUACAGCAGCCGCUGAAGAAGAAACGGAAAGCACAGCGGCUGAAGAGGAAACCGAGACUACAGCAGCCGCUGAAGAAGAAACGGAAAGCACGGCGGCUGAAGAGGAAACCGAGACUACAGCAGCCGCUGAAGAAGAAACGGAAAGCACAGUGGCUGAAGAGGAAACCGAGACUACAGCAGCCGCUGAAGAAGAAACGGAAAGCACAGUGGCUGAAGAAGAAACGGAAAGCACAGUGGCUGAAGAGGAAACCGAGACUACAGCAGCCGCUGAAGAAGAAACGGAAAGCACAGCGGCUGAAGAGGAAACCGAGACUACAGCAGCCGCUGAAGAAGAAACGGAAAGCACAGUGGCUGAAGAGGAAACCGAGACUACAGCAGCCGCUGAAGAAGAAACGGAAAGCACAGUGGCUGAAGAGGAAACCGAGACUACAGCAGCUGCUGAAGACGAAACGGAAAGCACGGCGGCUGAAGAGGAAACCGAGACUACAGCAGCCGCUGAAGAAGAAACGGAAAGCACAGUGGCUGAAGAGGAAACCGAGACUACAGCAGCCGCUGAAGAAGAAACGGAAAGCACAGCGGCUGAAGAGGAAACCGAGACUACAGCAGCCGCUGAAGAAGAAACGGAAAGCACAGCGGCUGAAGAGGAAACCGAUACUACAGCAGCCGCUGAAGAAGAAACGGAAAGCACAGUGGCUGAAGAGGAAACCGAGACUACAGCAGCCGCUGAAGAAGAAACGGAAAGCACAGUGGCUGAAGAAGAAACGGAAAGCACAGUGGCUGAAGAGGAAACCGAGACUACAGCAGCCGCUGAAGAAGAAACGGAAAGCACAGCGGCUGAAGAGGAAACCGACACUACAGCAGCCGCUGAAGAAGAAACGGAAAGCACGGCGGCUGAAGAGGAAACCGACACUACAGCAGCCGCAAAAGAAGAAACGGAAAGCACAGCGGCUGAAGAGGAAACCGAGACUACAGCAGCCGCUGAAGAAGAAACGGAAAGCACAGUGGCUGAAGAGGAAACCGAGACUACAGCAGCCGCUGAAGAAGAAACCGAAAGCACAGUGGCUGAAGAGGAAACCGACACUACAGCAGCCGCUGAAGAAGAAACGGAAAGCACGGCGGCUGAAGAGGAAACCGAGACUACAGCAGCCGCUGAAGAAGAAACGAAAAGCACAGUGGCUGAAGAGGAAACCGAGACUACAGCAGCCGCUGAAGAAGAAACGGAAAGCACAGUGGCUGAAGAGGAAACCGAGACUACAGCAGCCGCUGAAGAAGAAACGGAAAGCACAGCGGCUGAAGAGGAAACCGAGACUACAGCAGCCGCUGAAGAAGAAACGGAAAGCACAGUGGCUGAAGAGGAAACCGAGACUACAGCAGCCGCUGAAGAGGAAACCGAGACUACAGCAGCCGCUGAAGAAGAAACGGAAAGCACAGUGGCUGAAGAAGAAACGGAAAGCACAGUGGCUGAAGAGGAAACCGAGACUACAGCAGCCGCUGAAGAAGAAACGGAAAGCACAGCGGCUGAAGAGGAAACCGACACUACAGCAGCCGCUGAAGAAGAAACGGAAAGCACGGCGGCUGAAGAGGAAACCGACACUACAGCAGCCGCAAAAGAAGAAACGGAAAGCACAGCGGCUGAAGAGGAAACCGAGACUACAGCAGCCGCUGAAGAAGAAACGGAAAGCACAGUGGCUGAAGAGGAAACCGAGCCUACAGCAGCCGCUGAAGAAGAAACCGAAAGCACAGUGGCUGAAGAGGAAACCGAGACUACAGCAGCCGCUGAAGAAGAAACGGAAAGCACGGCGGCUGAAGAGGAAACCGAGACUACAGCAGCCGCUGAAGAAGAAACGAAAAGCACAGUGGCUGAAGAAGAAACGGAAAACACAGUGGCUGAAGAGGAAACCGAGACUACAGCAGCCGCUGAAGAAGAAACGGAAAGCCCGGCGGCUGAAGAGGAAACCGAGACUACAGCAGCCGUUGAAGAAGAAACGGAAAGCACAGUGGCUGAAGAGGAAACCGAGACUACAGCAGCCGCUGAAGAAGAAACGGAAAGCACAGUGGCUGAAGAGGAAACCGAGACUACAGCAGCCGCUGAAGAAGAAACGGAAAGCACAGCGGCUGAAGAGGAAACCGAGACUACAGCAGCCGCUGAAGAAGAAACGGAAAGCACAGCGGCUGAAGAGGAAACCGAGACUACAGCAGCCGCUGAAGAAGAAACGGAAAGCACAGUGGCUGAAGAGGAAACCGAUACUACAGCAGCCGCUGAAGAAGAAACGGAAAGCACAGUGGCUGAAGAGGAAACCGAGACUACAGCAGCCGCUGAAGAAGAAACGGAAAGCACAGCGGCUGAAGAGGAAACCGAGACUACAGCAGCUGCUGAAGACGAAACGGAAAGCACAGCGGCUGAAGAGGAAACCGAGACUACAGCAGCUGCUGAAGACGAAACGGAAAGCACGGCGGCUGAAGAGGAAACCGACACUACAGCAGCCGCUGAAGAAGAAACGGAAAGCACAGCGGCUGAAGAGGAAACCGAGACUACAGCAGCCGCUGAAGAAGAAACGGAAAGCACAGUGGCUGAAGAGGAAACCGAGACUACAGCAGCCGCUGAAGAAGAAACGGAAAGCACAGCGGCUGAAGAGGAAACCGAGACUACAGCAGCCGCUGAAGAAGAAACGGAAAGCACAGUGGCUGAAGAGGAAACCGAGACUACAGCAGCCGCUGAAGAAGAAACGGAAAGCACAGUGGCUGAAGAAGAAACGGAAAGCACAGUGGCUGAAGAGGAAACCGAGACUACAGCAGCCGCUGAAGAAGAAACGGAAAGCACAGCGGCUGAAGAGGAAACCGACACUACAGCAGCCGCUGAAGAAGAAACGGAAAGCACGGCGGCUGAAGAGGAAACCGACACUACAGCAGCCGCAAAAGAAGAAACGGAAAGCACAGCGGCUGAAGAGGAAACCGAGACUACAGCAGCCGCUGAAGAAGAAACGGAAAGCACAGUGGCUGAAGAGGAAACCGAGACUACAGCAGCCGCUGAAGAAGAAACGGAAAGCACAGCGGCUGAAGAGGAAACCGAGACUACAGCAGCCGCUGAAGAAGAAACGGAAAGCACAGCGGCUGAAGAGGAAACCGAGACUACAGCAGCCGCUGAAGAAGAAACGGAAAGCACAGCGGCUGAAGAGGAAACCGAGACUACAGCAGCCGCUGAAGAAGAAACGGAAAGCACAGUGGCUGAAGAAGAAACGGAAAGCACAGUGGCUGAAGAGGAAACCGAGACAACAGCAGCCGCUGAAGAAGAAACGGAAAGCACAGCGGCUGAAGAGGAAACCGACACUACAGCAGCCGCUGAAGAAGAAACGGAAAGCCCGGCGGCUGAAGAGGAAACCGAGACUACAGCAGCCGUUGAAGAAGAAACGGAAAGCACAGUGGCUGAAGAGGAAACCGAGACUACAGCAGCCGCUGAAGAAGAAACGGAAAGCACAGUGGCUGAAGAGGAAACCGAGACUACAGCAGCCGCUGAAGAAGAAACGGAAAGCACAGCGGCUGAAGAGGAAACCGAGACUACAGCAGCCGCUGAAGAAGAAACGGAAAGCACAGUGGCUGAAGAGGAAACCGAGACUACAGCAGCCGCUGAAGAAGAAACGGAAAGCACGGUGGCUGAAGAGGAAACCGAUACUACAGCAGCCGCUGAAGAAGAAACGGAAAGCACAGCGGCUGAAGAGGAAACCGAGACUACAGCAGCCGCUGAAGAAGAAACGGAAAGCACAGUGGCUGAAGAGGAAACCGAGACUACAGCAGCUGCUGAAGACGAAACGGAAAGCACAGCGGCUGAAGAGGAAACCGAGACUACAGCAGCUGCUGAAGACGAAACGGAAAGCACGGCGGCUGAAGAGGAAACCGACACUACAGCAGCCGCUGAAGAAGAAACGGAAAGCACAGCGGCUGAAGAGGAAACCGAGACUACAGCAGCCGCUGAAGAAGAAACGGAAAGCACAGUGGCUGAAGAGGAAACCGAGACUACAGCAGCCGCUGAAGAAGAAACGGAAAGCACAGCGGCUGAAGAGGAAACCGAGACUACAGCAGCCGCUGAAGAAGAAACGGAAAGCACAGUGGCUGAAGAGGAAACCGAGACUACAGCAGCCGCUGAAGAAGAAACGGAAAGCACAGUGGCUGAAGAGGAAACCGAGACUACAGCAGCCGCUGAAGAAGAAACGGAAAGCACAGCGGCUGAAGAGGAAACCGACACUACAGCAGCCGCUGAAGAAGAAACGGAAAGCACGGCGGCUGAAGAGGAAACCGACACUACAGCAGCCGCAAAAGAAGAAACGGAAAGCACAGCGGCUGAAGUGGAAACCGAGACUACAGCAGUCGCUGAAGAAGAAACGGAAAGCACAGUGGCUGAAGAGGAAACCGAGACUACAGCAGCCGCUGAAGAAGAAACCGAAAGCACAGUGGCUGAAGAGGAAACCGACACUACAGCAGCCGCUGAAGAAGAAACGGAAAGCACGGCGGCUGAAGAGGAAACCGAGACUACAGCAGCCGCUGAAGAAGAAACGGAAAGCACGGCGGCUGAAGAGGAAACCGAGACUACAGCAGCCGCUGAAGAAGAAACGGAAAGCACAGUGGCUGAAGAAGAAACGGAAAGCACAGUGGCUGAAGAGGAAACCGAGACUACAGCAGCCGCUGAAGAAGAAACGGAAAGCCCGGCGGCUCAAGAGGAAACCGAGACUACAGCAGCCGUUGAAGAAGAAACGGAAAGCACAGUGGCUGAAGAGGAAACCGAGACUACAGCAGCCGCUGAAGAAGAAACGGAAAGCACAGUGGCUGAAGAGGAAACCGAGACUACAGCAGCCGCUGAAGAAGAAACGGAAAGCACAGCGGCUGAAGAGGAAACCGAGACUACAGCAGCCGCUGAAGAAGAAACGGAAAGCACAGCGGCUGAAGAGGAAACCGAGACUACAGCAGCCGCUGAAGAAGAAACGGAAAGCACGGUGGCUGAAGAGGAAACCGAUACUACAGCAGCCGCUGAAGAAGAAACGGAAAGCACAGUGGCUGAAGAGGAAACCGAGACUACAGCAGCCGCUGAAGAAGAAACGGAAAGCACAGUGGCUGAAGAGGAAACCGAGACUACAGCAGCCGCUGAAGAAGAAACGGAAAGCACAGCGGCUGAAGAGGAAACCGAGACUACAGCAGCCGCUGAAGAAGAAACGGAAAGCACAGUGGUUGAAGAAGAAACGGAAAACACAGCGGCUGAAGAGGAAACCGAGACUACAGCAGCCGCUGAAGACGAAACGGAAAGCACAGCGGCUGAAGAGGAAACCGAGACUACAGCAGCCGCUGAAGAAGAAACGGAAAGCACGGUGGCUGAAGAGGAAACCGAGACUACAGCAGCCGCUGAAGAAGAAACGGAAAGCACGGCGGCUGAAGAGGAAACCGACACUACAGCAGCCGCUGAAGAAGAAACGGAAAGCACGGCGGCUGAAGAGGAAACCGACACUACAGCAGCCGCUGAAGAAGAAACGGAAAGCAUAGUGGCUGAAGAAGAAACGGAAAGCACAGUGGCUGAAGAGGAAACCGAGACUACAGCAGCCGCUGAAGAAGAAACGGAAAGCACGGCGGCUGAAGAGGAUGCCGAGACUACAGCAGCUGCUGAAGACGAAACGGAAAGCACAGCGGCUGAAGAGGAAACCGAGACUACAGCAGCCGCUGAAGAAGAAACAGAAAGCACGGUGGCUGAAGAGGAAACCGAGACUACAGCAGCCGCAAAAGAAGAAACGGAAAGCACGGCGGCUGAAGAGGAAACCGACACUACAGCAGCCGCUGAAGAAGAAACGGAAAGCAUAGUGGCUGAAGAAGAAACGGAAAGCACAGUGGCUGAAGAGGAAACCGAGACUACAGCAGCCGCUGAAGAAGAAACGGAAAGCACGGCGGCUGAAGAGGAUGCUGAGACUACAGCAGCCGCUGAAGAAGAAACGGAAAGCACAGCGGCUGAAGAGGAAACCGAGACUACAGCAGCCGCUGAAGAAGAAACGGAAAGCACAGUGGCUGAAGAGGAAACCGAGACUACAGCAGCCGCUGAAGAAGAAACGGAAAGCACAGCGGCUGAAGAGGAAACCGAGACUACAGCAGCUGCAGAAGAAGAAACGGAAAGCACAGUGGCUGAAGAGGAAACCGAGACUACAGCAGCCGCUGAAGACGAAGCGGAAAGCACGGCGGCUGAAGAGGAAACCGAGACUACAGCAGCCGCUGAAGAAGAAACGGAAAGCACAGUGGCUGAAGAGGAAGCUGAGACUACAGCAGCCGCUGAAGAAGAAACGGAAAGCACAGUGGCUGAAGAGGAAACCGAGACUACAGCAGCCGCUGAAGAAGAAACGGAAAGCACAGUGGCUGAAGAGGAAACCGAGACUACAGCAGCCGCUGAAGAAGAAACGGAAAGCACAGUGGCUGAAGAGGAAACCGAGACUACAGCAGCCGCUGAAGAAGAAACGGAAAGCACAGUGGCUGAAGAGGAAACUGAGACUACAGCAGCCGCUGAAGAAGAAACGGAAAGCACAGUGGCUGAAGAGGAAACCGAGACUACAGCAGCCGCUGAAGAAGAAACGGAAAGCACGGUGGCUGAAGAGGAAGCUGAGACUACAGCAGCCGCAGAAGAAGAAACGAAAAGCACAGUGGCUGAAGAGGAAACCGAGACUACAGCAGCCGCUGAAGAAGAAACGGAAAGCACGGCGGCUGAAGGGGAAACCGAGACUACAGCAGCCGCUGAGGAAGAAACGGAAAGCACAGUGGCUGAAGAAGAAACGGAAAGCACAGUGGCUGACGAGGAAACCGAGACUACAGCAGCCGCUGAAGAAGAAACGGAAAGCACAGUGGCUGAAGAGGAAACCGACACUACAGCAGCCGCUGAAGAAGAAACGGAAAGCACAGCGGCUGAAGAGGAAACCGAGACUACAGCAGCUGCAGAAGAAGAAACGGAAAGCACAGUGGCUGAAGAGGAAACCGAGACUACAGCAGCCGCUGAAGAAGAAACGGAAAGCACAGUGGCUGAAGAGGAAACCGAGACUACAGCAGCCGCUGAAGAAGAAACGGAAAGCACAGUGGCUGAAGAGGAAACCGAGACUACAGCAGCCGCUGAAGAAGAAACGGAAAGCACAGCGGCUGAAGAGGAAACCGAGACUACAGCAGCCGCCGAAGAAGAAACGGAAAGCACAGUGGCUGAAGAGGAAACCGAGACUACAGCAGCCGCUGAAGAAGAAACGGAAAGCACGGCGGCUGAAGAGGAAACCGAGACUACAGCAGCCGCUGAAGAAGAAACGGAAAGCACAGCGGCUGAAGAGGAAACCGAGACUACAGCAGCCACUGAAGAAGAAACGGAAAGCACAGCGGCUGAAGAGGAAACCGAGACUACAGCAGCUGCAGAAGAAGAAACGGAAAGCACAGUGGCUGAAGAGGAAACCGAGACUACAGCAGCCGCUGAAGAAGAAACGGAAAGCACAGUGGCUGAAGAGGAAACCGAGACUACAGCAGCCGCUGAAGAAGAAACGGAAAGCACAGCGGCUGAAGAGGAAACCGAGACUACAGCAGCUGCAGAAGAAGAAACGGAAAGCACAGCGGCUGAAGAGGAAACCGACACUACAGCAGCCGCAAAAGAAGAAACGGAAAGCACAGCGGCUGAAGAGGAAACCGAGACUACAGCAGCCGCUGAAGAAGAAACGGAAAGCACAGUGGCUGAAGAGGAAACCGAGACUACAGCAGCCGCUGAAGAAGAAACGGAAAGCACAGUGGCUGAAGAGGAAACCGAGACUACAGCAGCCGCUGAAGAAGAAACGGAAAGCACAGCGGCUGAAGAGGAAACCGAGACUACAGCAGCUGCAGAAGAAGAAACGGAAAGCACAGCGGCUGAAGAGGAAACCGAGACUACAGCAGCCGCUGAAGAAGAAACGGAAAGCACAGCGGCUGAAGAGGAAACCGAGACUACAGCAGCCGUUGAAGAAGAAACGGAAAGCACAGUGGCUGAAGAGGAAACCGAGACUACAGCAGCCGCUGAAGAAGAAACGGAAAGCACAGCGGCUGAAGAGGAAUCCGAGACUACAGCAGCCGCUGAAGAAGAAACGGAAAGCACAGUGGCUGAAGAGGAAACCGAGACUACAGCAGCCGCUGAAGAAGAAACGGAAAGCACGGCGGCUGAAGAGGAAACCGAGACUACAGCAGCCGCUGAAGAAGAAACGGAAAGCACAGUGGCUGAAGAGGAAACCGAGACUACAGCAGCCGCUGAAGAAGAAACGGAAAGCACAGUGGCUGAAGAGGAAACCGAGACUACAGCAGCCGCUGAAGAAGAAACGGAAAGCACAGCGGCUGAAGAGGAAACCGAGACUACAGCAGCUGCAGAAGAAGAAACGGAAAGCACAGUGGCUGAAGAGGAAAUCGAGACUACAGCAGCCGCUGAAGAAGAAACGGAAAGCACGGCGGCUGAAGAGGAAUCCGAGACUACAGCAGCCGCUGAAGAAGAAACGGAAAGCACAGUGGCUGAAGAGGAAACCGAGACUACAGCAGCCGCUGAAGAAGAAACGGAAAGCACGGCGGCUGAAGAGGAAACCGAGACUACAGCAGCCGCUGAAGAAGAAACGGAAAGCACAGUGGCUGAAGAGGAAACCGAGACUACAGCAGCCGCUGAAGAAGAAACGGAAAGCACAGUGGCUGAAGAGGAAACCGAGACUACAGCAGCCGCUGAAGAAGAAACGGAAAGCACAGUGGCUGAAGAGGAAACCGAGACUACAGCAGCCGCUGAAGAAGAAACGGAAAGCACGGCGGCUGAAGAGGAAACCGAGACUACAGCAGCCGCUGAAGAAGAAAAGGAAAGCACGGCGGCUGAAGAUGAAACGGAAAGUACUUCAGAGAUUCCCACAACUACUGCGGAACCUAUUGACGAGUGUAUGGACUAUGCGCCUCCACCGCCAGCACUGAAGCACCUGUACACGAAGCUGAAACCACAUUUAAAUGUUACCUCUCGAGAGCCUACACCAUCCCGUAAAAGUUUUCCCAGCUAUCGCAAACUGAUAAAAGACAUCAACAAAAUAUCUCCUGGAUCGGGAACAUUCAGACAAAAAAUCGAAACAGUAAUCAACAAGUUUCAGGCAGCGAUCAAUGAAUCCGUUGCAACUCAGUUGCAAUUUUUCGAAUCAACUCGCAUUAACAUGCUGUUUCAGUUGAAGAAUUUUGUGCAAAAGUCUUUCAACAGCUUCACCGAUCUGGUUGAUCGCUCCUUCAAGAACAGUGGCGUGUGUUCGGGCAGAAGCAAAGAAUGUUGGAACAAGCUGCAGAGCGGACUGCCUCGCUUUAUGGACGAGAUGAAUCAAGAGAUCGUAACCUGUGACGACAUCUUCAACGCAAACAUGGAAAAUCCUCGCGGUGUUUCGGUGCGGCGAGUAGCGGUGCAACGGAUUAGCCAGGAGUUUGGACACAUUCAGUCGAAAUGUUUGAAUACUCCACAAGGCAGCGGACAGACACUCACCUGUUUGAUGAAAAGUCUUCCUCACUUUGUGCCCAGAAGUGCAGCAUACUUCAGCAGCCUGCAGAACGUAAUCAGCCAGGGUACCAAUCUAAUGGGAUACGUUACAUCGAUGGCACAGAGCUGCUAUCAAACAGCGUACAACACACGUACCGAGCAGUUCAACAACGGCAUGACCAAGCUGAACCGUUGCGUCCAGGGAGAAAAUUCCAACGAUGUGGCGCUAAACAAAGAGCUGGACAAAUAAGGGGCAAGGGUCACCCAAAAAACAACCAACACCCGCCCCUAUAAACAUCAAAAUGCUGAAUUCUUCCACUGAAGCUGUUAUAACGAUAAUCUUAGUUUAAAAGUAACUCACCGGGGCAUGUAAAAGCGACUUCAAAAGCACAGCCUUGUGGAAAUGUUGAUAAAAGGAAUGAAAGAAAACUGAAUAGAUCUUUCCGGUUUGCGAAGGGGACGAAAGGGCCAGGACGUAACCCUUUAGUUUUUUUUUGUUGGUAGAUGCCCAUAAUGUUACCCCUUUUGUUGUUGUGGGUGAAUAUUUGACCAUUUUUUAUCCGAAAAAUGGGGUUCCUUCGGAGGCUGUCGUCAGGUGCCGGGAAUGUACUAGGGUGAACUUGUGUACAAUACACGAGCCCUAAAGAGUACCGGGUAGACAUUUUAUUUCAUUCACAUCCCUCUGGGAAAGGGUUUUACAACGUGUUUAUAGUUUAUCAAUUUACCCGUUCAUUACAUGCAGUAAUGGAAUUAUAAUUCAUUAUGGAUCCAAGUCAGCAGGGCAUACAAAGAGCACCGGACGAUAGGGCGGAAGGAAUCUGAUUUCAAACCUACAUUCUACGUUCGUCCAUAUGUUUGGAUGUGAUAAGAGAGUUCGAGGGAGGAAAUUCCGAUCCAGUGUACGAAUGGUUGAAGGAUUCGACAGGAUGGUAAGAAAGGAUGUAUGGAGACUACAUCAAAAUUCCAAACGCGUCCCAUCAAACGUAUGGCAAAGCCAUUAGUUAAACUGAACUGUAUGCUAAUCGAACGGAAUAGCACAAAGGUAAUCGGGGUUCGGUUGACAAGGAAGUAGGUGAGUGGAAUUUUUAAAUCAGCAAACCCUUAUUCCUUAUCCACAAAUGAAAACAGUUGGUCGUGAUGGUGGACUGAACUCGAGUACGGCUGGCGAUGACAUAAAAUUUUGGAUAAAAUAGAAAAUACGCUUUACGGUUGAUGGUUCUUUCCCCCGACCUGCAGUGACGAACAAAGCUCAAACAACCUUACAGAGGGACUCCAGCAUAUUGAUGCUGAACAUUUUCACAAUGCAAAAAAAUCGAUUUAAAUUCAAAUCCACCACCCCGAUGUAUAAAAUGGACGGCAGGACGGAGUAAACAACGUCCACCGACCGACAAACGGUCAGCCUAAAUCGAAUUUGAAGGGUUGAUUUACGUUGUGAUUGAUUCGAAGCCAAUUCCCAACGUAAGUGGGCCCAACCACCGAAACGCUCGAAAGAAGGCAGGCAAUUUUCUUACCGAACCGUGUGUCGACAUUUGGUUCUGUUCCGGAUUGCCUCCGGAAAUAGGGGGAAAUGAGGAGAAAGGGCAGAAACAUUUACCAUAUUGGCCUGACAAUGAGCGUGUCACCGGUGCUUACGGGUUUUUCCUUCAAAAAUAAAAAAAAAGAAACAUAAAUCAAAUGCAAUAAACAUUGGGCUGUAAAGGUGAAAUAGUACAAGGCGAGCGGAAGAAUGUCUCAAUUUUAAGGAAAUUAUUUCCUUUUAGCAAAACAGAACCCUUCGCACUAAAAUGGGCCAUUUUAGACCAGCUUGGGGCCAUUAGUUUCGUGCUCAGAUUGGAGCGAGACGAGGAAAAUUUUGGCCUAAAGUCCGCUUCGUUUUGGACAUGAGCCACCCUUUAGACGACCAUUUUGCCUAGUCGACAGUAGCACGAGUGGACCAUGAAGUUUCACAGUAGGUCCGGUUAUAGCUUCUUUGAGAGGUGAUUUAGGAGAGGAUAAAUUGUGACGACAGCUUGUGUUGACAUAACCCUAAACACGAGUAACUUGAGGCUUUUCCGACGCACCAUCAACCGGAUGGUUAGAACAUGGGCAAUACUUGUAAGUUUUGGAAUGGCGCUCGUUUUAAAGUGUUUCGAUAUUUUGUUCGUUCGCUGUUUUGUUUUGAAUCUUUACAAGCAACAACGAAUCGCCCAAUAAAUAC